AUGGCUAGUUCUAAAGAAACAAUAUCUGAAUUUAAAUUUGAUUGGGACAAUAAAGAAGUCAAAAAAAUAUUUGAUGCAUUUAUGAAAUUUGGAAAUGCUUCAGCAACAGAAAUGACAGGAAAAAAUUUUGAUAAGUGGCUCAAAGAUGCUGGAGUUAUUGAUGGGAAAACAAUAACUUUAACAAUGACAGGAAUAGCUUUUUCUAAAGUAGCAGGACCAAAAAAAAAAGUUACAUUCCCAGAGGCUAAGAAAGUAAUUAUUAAUGUUGCUAAAGACCGUGCUAAUCAAGCAAAAACAGAUGUUCAAGAAGAACUUAAUAAAAUUGUUGAAAAAUUAAAAAUUGUCGAGGGACCAAAACUUGGGAAUGCUGCUAAAGCAUCAGCUGAUGGUGUUUACAGCCGUCUUACUGAUCAUACGAAAUACACAGGAGCACACAAAGAAAGAUUUACAGAAGAUGGUAAAGGAAAAGGAAAAGCUGGAAGAGAAGAUAUAAUUGAACAUGAUGGUUAUGUAAGUAGCUAUAAGAAUAAAGGAACAUAUGAUAAAGUUCAUUCUAAUGAUAAUUAA
This is a messenger RNA of Strongyloides ratti, 567 nucleotides long. RefSeq names its product TPPP family protein CG45057. The transcript is spliced from 2 exons. The record is from RefSeq and is a predicted model, not a curated record. Gene Ontology annotation, molecular function: tubulin binding. NCBI's taxonomy places the organism in Eukaryota, Metazoa, Nematoda, Chromadorea, Rhabditida, Strongyloididae. The coding region runs from base 1 to 567 and encodes 188 amino acids. Gene Ontology annotation, cellular component: microtubule. Gene Ontology annotation, biological process: microtubule bundle formation; microtubule polymerization; positive regulation of protein polymerization.